ACUCAUCCACAAUUCUCUCUCUUUCCUUCAAUUUUUGUUAUGUCAUCUGCAAUGUUGAAAGGUUCUAGGCAUGGUGGUAAAAUACCUAAGUCUGGUCUGCAGACCCGUGCUGGUGCUGAUAGCAGUUUUGAUCUGUUAUCUGAUGCUGCUCCUGGAAAGGAGUCUUGGAGAUUCAUUGUUCGUGUGGUGCGUCUGUGGGAGGCUCCUGCGUUUCUUCAUCCUGAACAGGUGAAUUCGGUUGAGAUGGUGUUGGUUGAUGAGAAGGGUGUUAGGAUUCACGCUACUAUUCGUAAGCAGCUGUUGUACCUCUUCCAUAAUAAGUUGGUCGAGGGUGUGGUGUACAAGCUUCCUUAAUCUUACCAAUGUUAAUGAGAUUGUUCAGCAGACCAUUGAUAUUCAUCUGCUGGUGGUUUGACUUUUGUAACAUAUUUGGUGAAAUUUUCGCGGUUUAAUGAGCCUUUUUGAAUUUUUUUGGGAUUGAUUGGACAACCGUUUACUUCUCUAUUUUUCUUCUACAGGAAAAAAAAGCUGUCGUUAUCAAGGAAUAAAGGAUGAUUUGAAGAUGCACGUGGGGUUUGAUUGAAUUCCUUCAAUUCCUCCAAUUAAUUUAAGCUAAUUCAAUUACAUGUCCAUUCACAUCAAAGGAGAAUUUAUCUUUCCCCCUCUUUUUCAAAUCCUCUAUAAAUAGUCCUGGAUUUCUUUCUGUUUCUCACAACUCAUCUCAUUCUUUUCUUUUUCCGAUUUCCAAUCUGCUCUGGUUUAAAUCUUUUUUUUUAAUGUCUUCUGCAAUGUUGAAAGGUGUUAGGUUUGAUAACAAGGGUCUUAGGUCUGGUCACAGAGGUAUCGCAGCUUUGAUUUGCUGUCUGAUGUUCUUCCUGGAAGAGAGUCUUGGAGAUUCAAGCUUCGUGUUGUUCGUUUGUGGGAGGUGCGUGAUUUUCUUCAAUCAUAACAGAUCAAUUCAAUUGAGAUGGUGUUUGUUGAUGAGAAGGUUUGUAUUGCUGUUUGUUUGCCUUUGAUUAUUAUUUUGGUUAAUUUGGUUAAUGAUUAUUGCUUUUCUUUUAAAGCCUUUUUGCCUGUUCAUCUUUGAAGGGUUGCAAGAUUAAUGCCACUGUCAGGAAACGAUUGCUUUAUAUUCCUUAUUGACAAGCAGGGUGCCUCCAUGGUUGCCACAGCUAAGUUUUUUUCUGAUUUAUAGAGAUAUGAAUAUAAAUAUCCUCAGUUGACAGAAACUACUUCGAUUGUAAUGACGGGCAUUUACUGGGUGUUAAUUGUCUUUUACUGUGUUCGUUAAUUUUAUUUUAGGGUGAAAAUGAUGGAUUUUAUCCUGCUGAAAUGGAUAAAUUGUUUGUUUAGGGUGCAGCCCUUUCACCUUCUAAUGCUGCAGAAUCUGGGGAGAUUGUUGGCUCUCCUGAGGUUUGACCUCCAAUUUAAUACUCACCCCUGAUUUGAACGACGACAAUGUUGUUUGCUACUUCCAGUCAUCAUGCCAAGAGGAGUUUGGUGAAGGAUUUGAUGAGGUUUCUCGGAAGAGGUCAAAGAAAUCAGCCAAGUCUGCUAAGGUUGUCAAGGAUUGAAAUGUGAUGUAUUUUGCUUUAUAUCCUCAUGCGGUCUCACGAGAAAUGUGAUGUGUUUACGUAUGUUGCUGCUGAACUUUCUAAUCUAUUGUUUCCAUGCUAUAGUUUAUUUGUGUUCUAUGUUGCUAUACUUAUAAGAAUUAUAGACAUGUUUUAAUCGUGUGUAAUAAAAAGUUUGUUUUGUGGUACCAAGUAAUGUUUUUUAUUUUAAA
Messenger RNA from Medicago truncatula (barrel medic), 1786 nucleotides. RefSeq lists its product as uncharacterized. The transcript is spliced from 2 exons. NCBI's taxonomy places the organism in Eukaryota, Viridiplantae, Streptophyta, Magnoliopsida, Fabales, Fabaceae. The coding region runs from base 40 to 354 and encodes 104 amino acids. The record is from RefSeq and is a predicted model, not a curated record.